GACGAUCACGGGCAUCUCUGCGUAUCAGAUGGCCCAUUUUAGAGGUUGUAGUAUUGCUACUAAGAUGUCCUGGGCCGCAGGCCGGCAGACCACUCGUAUCGAAGACGAAGCUUACUGCCUACUCGGCUUGUUUGGCAUAAAUAUGCCUUUACUCUACGGCGAAGAGGAAAAGGCGUUUAUCCGUCUGCAGCAGGAGAUUUUGAGAGUCUCAGAUGACGAAACGCUUUUUGCGUGGCGAGGUUCCCUUAGAAACAACAAUAUCCCCGAACUACCAAGAUGUUCUCUGCGGAAUGCUUGCUAGAUCCCCCAUUUGUUUUUCUAGAUCUGCUCACUAUGAGCCGUUUAUCAUAGACGACCAGCGGGCCGAGUAUGCGAUGACUAACAAAGGACUUGGUAUGACUAUUGACGUAUGGAGGUAUAUUGGGCCGGAGGCUGAAAAGGGUGCGCGGCCUAAACGCUAUCUCGCACCGUUAAACUGCCGGUCCACGAUAGAUAAUAAAGCCGCGGCAGUAAUCUUGCUACACGAAGGAGAGGAAUCCUACGUUCGUACAGACCCUCACGAACUAGCCCCUUUUCACGACGAGGUUUCGAAGACUGAUCUCUGGGAGUUAAUUCCCAGGAAAAGGCUAUAUGUAAGGCAGAUCGAAGAGCAUUCCGGUACCCCUAAGGACCUAUUACAAUCGAUAUAUCACUUCACCUUUCGUGCCACGUAUGCCAUACGCUUACGGAAGUUCUACGAGUAUCCAAGUGGAUCAUACAUCACCUCUAGGAUAUUAGACUAUGAAGAUAUAUAUCGCGACUCUAAUCAUCUAACGGUAGCCAAGCGCAGUUUUCAAAUGCUUAUACUCGUGGUUAUUGCGGAUAUGGAGAUGGUUCUAUGCGUUUCUACGUUUAAUAACUUCUUCGCGUUAUCGAUGUACGUGAAAAGCGACUUUCCGAAGAUGACAGACAUAUUAGACGAAGCAGAGGCAAAUUUGAAGCAAGCUACAGAUACUGUACACUUGGAGUUUCCAGAACAGAAUUUGGUGGUUAAGGCAAGAAUACGGCCUAAGCCAACAUUAGACGAUGAGGCGGAAAUUAUUGAAAAGUCUGUCCAACUCGACAUAGAUUGCCAAACUUACGAUUAUUUUGACCCCUUUGACGAAUGGGAUUUAUUACCUGAACACUUGAACCCCGAGUGGCGUCCAGUGCUGCAACAUCAAGAGUCAAGGCGCAGAUAUCCGCCGUCGCCGUCGUCUCUACCAUAUCAAGAACCACCUACAGAGAGGGGGUAUCUUCCGGAAACGCUAUAGACGACAGGAAACAGCGACAAGUUCGUUCCGCAAAAGAAAGUAUUUCGCACGCAAAUAAACAGGUUAAGUGUAUGAUUUCUAGUAAGACCAGGCCUAUAAUCCCGACUAGACGAU
This is a messenger RNA of Daldinia decipiens, 1406 nucleotides long. RefSeq lists its product as uncharacterized. The transcript has 3 exons. The record is from RefSeq and is a predicted model, not a curated record. Lineage: Eukaryota; Fungi; Ascomycota; Sordariomycetes; Xylariales; Hypoxylaceae. The coding region runs from base 213 to 1292 and encodes 359 amino acids.